Molecule: messenger RNA, 987 nt
Organism: Spodoptera littoralis (African cotton leafworm)
Lineage: Eukaryota; Metazoa; Arthropoda; Insecta; Lepidoptera; Noctuidae
Source: the annotation of a GenBank genome assembly
AUGGCAGACAGAGACACAGAUGAGUUAAACAUCGAUAACGUAAUAAAAAAAUUAUUAAAAGUUCGGGGCGAAAAGCCUGGAAUGAAUGUACAGUUAACGGAAAUAGAGAUCAAAGGGCUAUGCUUGAAAUCGCGGGAAAUAUUCUUGUCACAACCAAUAUUACUCGAAUUGGAAGCGCCGCUUAAAAUUUGCGGUGACAUCCACGGGCAGUACUACGACCUGCUGAGGUUGUUUGAAUAUGGUGGCUUCCCUCCAGAGUCCAACUAUUUGUUCCUCGGAGACUAUGUGGACCGUGGCAAGCAAUCCCUGGAGACGAUAUGUUUACUCCUCGCCUACAAGAUCAAGUACCCAGAGAAUUUCUUCCUUUUACGUGGCAACCACGAGUGCGCUAGCAUUAAUAGGAUUUAUGGAUUCUACGACGAAUGCAAACGGAGGUAUAACAUCAAGUUAUGGAAAACUUUCACAGACUGCUUCAACUGCUUACCGGUCGCUGCGAUAGUUGACGAGAAGAUAUUCUGCUGCCACGGCGGCUUAUCUCCAGACUUGCAGGCGAUGGAACAGAUCCGGCGGAUCAUGAGACCGACUGACGUGCCCGACCAGGGUCUGCUCUGUGACCUGUUGUGGUCUGACCCUGACAAGGACACCGCCGGAUGGGGAGAAAAUGACCGUGGUGUCAGCUUUACAUUUGGAACUGAGGUGGUAGGCAAGUUCCUGUCGAAGCACGAGUUUGACCUGAUCUGCCGCGCGCAUCAGGUCGUGGAGGACGGUUACGAGUUCUUCGCCAAAAGACAACUCGUCACCCUCUUCUCGGCGCCCAACUACUGCGGCGAGUUUGAUAACGCCGGAGCCCUCAUGUCAGUGGACGAGACACUAAUGUGCUCGUUCCAGAUCCUAAAACCGGCCGACAAGCGCAAGCUUUACUCCGGCCUUAACAUGGGACGACCCAACACGCCGCCGCGCGCGCAGCCCAAGAACAAAAAGAAGUGA